AUGCAGGGGGAUCUAGGGUCCCAGCGGAGUUUCAGUGUGUUGGACCGACUCCUCCACACACACCCCGUCUGGCUGCAGCUGUCCAUCAAUGCUGACUCCGCCCUCUAUAUCCUGCUCAGAGAACCUGUCGGGACAUUCCUGGUGCGUAAGUGCAGCUCCAGCCAGAGGAAGUUGUUGUGUGUCAGAGUGACCGCAGACCGAGCAGCAUCCUCCAUUAAGGAGUGUCUCAUAUGUGAGGAAGACUCCACCUUCGCCUUGGAGAGCUCCGCCCUCAGCUUCCCAGACCUCUGCCGAUUGGUGGCCUUCUACUGCAUUAGCAGGGAUGUGCUGCCUUUUCCACUGGAGCUCCCAGAAGCCAUUGCUCAGGCCUCCACCCACAGGAAGCUGGAGGCCAUCUCCCAUAUGGGAUUAGAGUUCUGGAGUUCACUCUCUGACACCCAGAAUGGACCUGGGGAUCUACAGGCUCCACCCACCAUCAAGGCUUCACCCAUUACCACCAAGACUCCGCCCACCAGUGCCAUGCAGGUCAAGGCGGGUCUGUCCCAGGACCUGUGUUACCUGCUGUCCCGCGGCAGACAGGAGUCUCUCUGCUUCAUUAACCCUCUCUUUCUCCAGCUUGAGCAGCAACAGCAGCCGCAACAGUCGAUCCCGGGGGCGUCCCACAAACGCCACCGCUUCAAACGCAGCAUGAGGGUCCGUGUCUCUACAGAGAGCUCCAUGACUCUGUCUGGUUGUGGAGGUGGUGGAGGGGGGGCUGGGUCGUUCCCCUUGCCCCCACCGGAGAACCCCAAGGACCAGGAGAGGCUCCAGCCCACACCCCUCCAGCCCAGUCCCAAACCGCACAGAAAGGUCCAUCCUGGGGCUGGCGUCCUGAGGAAAACCCCUGCACUGUCCCCCAUGUCGGCCGAGGAUGAGGACCUCGUGCCUGUACCGCCAGCGGUUCCAACAGAUCCUCCAGUGGGGGAGGUAGAGGAGGACCCAUCUGCUCCAGAGGAGCCCAGCAUCGAAGAGGCGUGCUUGGCCUUGGCGGGCCACCCAGCCCCCUCUCUGGCACAACUGGACAGCAGCAGCUCUUUCAGCAGUCUGGAGGAAGAGGAUCCAGGAGCAGAAGCAGAGGACCAGUUCUUCAAACAACCAAACCCCAACCCUCAGCACCGCCCGCCCCUGGUGCGCUCGCGGGGGGGUCACGGAGGCCUGCAGAGGAUGAGCGCGGCGUUUGUGUGUUUCUUUGCUCCAGAGAAGAGGCUCGCCAGGCUGGUGGAGGAGCUAUCCCGGGAACGGAGGUCUGCGUUUGGAUCCUUGGUCCAGGAGUUCCUCCAGAAGCAGAAAGAGGAGCUGAGAGGGGUCUUGACCCAGGCUGCCUCUUCAUCGUCGUCUUCCUCGCCGAAGUCCUCCUUGGCGGUGCUCCAGGGGCUGCGGUGCUUCUUGUCCCAGGCCAAGAGCUUCCUGCUGGACAGCGGAGAACUGUCGCCCCCCCUAGAGACCCUGGUGCCCGACAACGAGAAAGACAUAGCCCUGGAGAAGGCCAUGUUUGGCUGUGUGCUGAAACCUCUGAGGGUGCUGCUAGACCAGGCCCUCCUCUCCCUCCACAGACAGGACGGCUCCACCCAGCACCUGGCCUCUAGUCUCCUGGCCUGCCAAGAGGGGGCGAUGGAACGCCUCGGAGUGCUGGUGGGCGUGCCCGACACACGCGGAGUGGAGAGGGUGAGGCAGAAGCUGGGCCUCAUGCAGCGCACCCACUCACCCAUAGACAAGGUGCUGCUGCUGCUGCAGGUCUGCAAGUCGGUCCAGAAGGCCAUGGGGGCCCUCCACAACGGUGGACAGGAAGUGAGCUCUGAGGACUUCCUGCCGGCGCUGUCCUAUGUGAUAGUGAUGUGUAACACGCCUCAGAUCCUACUGGAGGUGGAGUACAUGAUGGAACUACUAGAGCCCUCCUGGCUCACUGGGGAGGGUGGCUACUACCUGACCAGUGUCUAUGCCAGCCUCUGUCUGAUCCAGAGCCCUGAAGCGAAGGGGGACCAAGUCCCCCCAGGAGGUCUGACCCGCGAGGCCCUGGACAGGCUGAGGAAAUGGGGCCGCAGACGCAGCCUGGAAGCCAAGAGCAACCGUGAGAGACAACAGAACCAGAGGUGUGUUCGGGUACUGUUCCAGGACGGCGAGCGCAGCGCUGUGCGGACGCUGCAGUGGAGAGCCGGGGAGAGCAGCGAGGCCCUAGCCCGGCUCUGUGCCUCCACCUUCGGCGUCUCCGAGCCCCAGGACUACACCCUCUACUGGAGGUCCGGGGGGGAGAUGAGGACCCUUCCCACCCAGACACAGCCUCAGGACCUGGCCAGCCACAGUGAGGGAGGCCCCUCUCUCUCCUACCUUCGCACGGACCACGACUUCAGCAAGAUGCGGCGCCUGACCAGAGGGGGAGCUGUGGACCUGGGGGAGUCCGUGUGUGAGGAGUGAAGGAGGGAGGGCGAUGGAGGGAGGAAGAGGAGGUGGAAGAGUUCUUCUCGGAUCUCAGCGUUUUUCGAUUUAUUGAUUGAUUAAAAAAGCUGUGUUGUGUCUUGGACGUGUUGUCAUAACUACAGCUCUCACUAAAGACUAAGGGGCAAGUCUCAAUUGGCACCCUAUUCCAUAGUGGAGGUUUAAAAGUUGUGCACUGCACUGUAUGGGCUCUGGUAAAUAGGGUGUCACUUGAGACUCAGCCUUAGAGGAAGGGCAGAUUGGUUGUCUAUUAUUCACAUCACUUCUGUCAAUCUGCUGCUCCUUGGUUGGAACCAUAGAAUUAGAAUGAAUUCUAUAAAUUAUAUUUCUAUGUUCAGAACCCUGUUGUUAAGGGU
This is a messenger RNA of Oncorhynchus nerka (sockeye salmon), 2828 nucleotides long. Its product is annotated as ras and Rab interactor 2-like. Gene Ontology annotation, cellular component: cytosol; endocytic vesicle. Gene Ontology annotation, molecular function: small GTPase binding; guanyl-nucleotide exchange factor activity. The transcript is spliced from 12 exons. The coding region runs from base 1 to 2451 and encodes 816 amino acids. The record is from RefSeq and is a predicted model, not a curated record. Lineage: Eukaryota; Metazoa; Chordata; Actinopteri; Salmoniformes; Salmonidae. Gene Ontology annotation, biological process: vesicle-mediated transport.